UUUGUUGACGUGACAUUAAGAGCAUUUAAUACUUAAUACUCGGUAAAAUCAGUUGUGUGCGGCAUUUGUUAUUGCAAAAAGAAAAAAGAGGAGAAAGAAAAAAAGAAAGAAAAAGAGACACAUCUUAAGCAGACUCGCCAAGUUAUCAAACUGGAUUUUACUACGGUAGCAUAUAAAUAGGCCGGAUUUUUUUGGAUUUUACAGUACAUGGUACUGUAACGACUUGGAACGAAUAAGGACUCUUCUCUAAAAAUUUUUUUUUAUUAAGUAAUGCAAGCAGCAGUGAUGGAAGAAACUAACGCAAUGAAUGUUGAGCAAACAGGCGAUACUAUCUCCAAUCAAUACCAAGAGACAAUAUCAGGUGCGAUCGAGCAACAGCAACCGUCUUCGCCCACUUCGAUUACUACGCCGACAAGCAGUACAAGCGGUGGUGCUUCUAGCAAUGCCACCCCAGCAUUUAGUUACGAUGAUUUGUUUCCGGCUUUGCCAGCCAAUAAUACUACACCGUUAAGCAGUUCUACUGCACCAGCAUGUGUUCGAGUUACCAGCUCUCAAAAGACUCAAGUUUUACAUGUCCCCGGUGAGGAACGUAAAUCAACAGAUUCGGAAAGAUUUGGUGAAGGCGAAUCAAAACGCAUCUGUCAAUCAAUUUCUAAGGAGACCGGUGCUCAAAUUGAAAUUGUUGGCGGUAAAAAUCAAUCGUUAACAUUUUUAAUUAAGGGUAAGGAAAAGGAGCUUCUCGAUGCUCGUCGCAAAAUCUUAAUGCACUUUUCCGCGCAAGCUAGCAAAUCGGUGACCGUGCCGAAGGAGCAUCAUCGUGUUAUCUUGGGUAAAGGUGGUAUUCGUUUACGUGAAUUGGAACGUUUAACAGCUACCCGCAUCACUAUACCCAAUCAGAGUGAAGAUAGUGAUGCUAUAGUCAUUUCGGGCACUAAGGAGGGCAUAGAAAAAGCCGAACAGGAAAUUCGUGCUUUGUCGGCUGAGCAAUCUAAAAAAUUUUCGGAUCGUAUAUCAGUGCCCAAGAUAUAUCAUCCUUUCAUUGUCGGUCCCUGCAAUGAAAAUGUGAAUAAGAUUAUGGAAGAGACAGGUGCAAAAGUCAAUGUUCCUCCACAAUCAGUGCAAAAGGAUGAAAUUGUUAUAAUGGGUGAAAAGGAUGCGGUAGCUGCAGCGAAAAACAAGGUGGAGAGCAUUUAUAAGGAAAUGGAAAAGAAAUGCUCUACGGUUAGCGUUGAAGUCGCUAAAGCUCAACAUCGUUAUGUGAUCGGACCAAAAGGAUCAACUAUUGCUGAAAUUCUUCAACUCACUGGAGUCUCAGUAGAGAUGCCGCCACUAGAUUCACCCUUAGAAACAAUUACCUUGCGAGGUCCUCAAGUAGCCUUAGGUAACGCUUUAACGGUUGUUUAUCAAAAGGCAAAUUCAGUAAAAUCUAUUGAGAUCGAUGCACCUCACUGGAUUCACAAGUAUGUCAUUGGUCGAAAGGGGGCCAACAUGAAGCAGCUGGAGGAGGACUGCCCAAAUGUCAAUGUCAAUUGUUUGGAGGACAAAAUCAAAUUGGAAGGUGAUCCAGAGAAUGUGGAUAAGGCAGCCGCUUACUUAAGCGAUAUUGUUCGUAAUUACCAAGACAAUUAUAUCUUUGUGGUAAUGACUGUUAAUCCGGCUUUUUACAAACACAUUAUCGGAAAGGCUGGCUCCAAUGUAAAUCGUCUCAAGGAAGAACUUAAUGUUAAUAUAAACAUUGAAGAACGCGAUGGCCAGAACAAUAUACGCAUAGAAGGCCCAAAAGAGGGUGUUAAAAAGGCGCAGCUUGAACUUCAAGAAAAAAUCGAUAAACUGGAAAAUGAAAAGUCGAAGGAUGUUAUCAUCGAUCGUCGUUUGCAUCGCCAAAUUAUUGGAGCAAAAGGUGAGAAAAUACGGGAAAUUAAAGAUCGUUACCGUCAGGUUACUAUUGCCAUACCGACUCCUCAAGAGAAUACCGACAUCGUGAAGUUGCGUGGGCCCAAAGAAGAUGUGGAUCGAUGCCAUAAAGAUCUUAUGAAAUUAGUCAAAGAAAUACAGGAAUCGUCACACAUUGUCGAAGUUCCCAUUUUUAAACAAUUUCAUAAGUUCGUUAUUGGCAAAGGCGGUGCCAACAUUAAGAAAAUACGGGAUGAAACCCAGACUAAGAUCGAUCUUCCAGCCGAAGGUGACACCAACGAAGUUAUUGUUAUUACAGGCAAAAAAGAAAAUGUUCUCGAUGCACGUGAUCGCAUACAAAAGAUUCAGAACGAACUGGCGGACAUCGUGACUGAGGAAGUGCACAUAUCGCCCAAAUACUAUAAUUCAAUUAUUGGCAGCGGCGGUAAAUUAAUUUCUUCCAUAAUGGAGGAGUGUGGCGGGGUAUCCAUUAAAUUUCCUUCAAGCGAAUCAAAAGCCGAUAAGGUUACCAUUCGCGGGCCAAAAGAUGAUGUUCAAAAGGCCAAAGGUCAACUUUUAGAACUUGCAAACGAACGGCAGCAGGCUUCAUUUACAGCGGAAGUUAGAGCCAAACAUCAACAUCAUAAAUUCCUAAUUGGAAAGAACGGGGCUUCCAUACGCAAGAUCCGGGAUGCUACAGGCGCUCGCAUUAUCUUCCCUAGCAAUGAAGACGCCGAUAAAGAAGUUAUAACUAUCAUUGGCAAGGAGAAUAGCGUGAAGCAGGCCAAGGAACAACUGGAGGCGAUUAUUAAGGAUAUUGAUUUGGUCACGGAAGGUGAAAUUUCUGUGGAUCCUAAACAUCAUAAGCACUUUGUAACGAAACGGGGCGAAAUUUUACAUCGUAUUUCGGAAGAAUGUGGUGGCGUAAUGAUAUCCUUUCCACGACCAGGCGUUGAUUCGGAUAAAGUAACAUUAAAGGGGGCCAAGGAUUGCAUUGAAGCCGCCAAGCAACGCAUUGUCGAAAUCGUAGCUGAUUUAGAAGCCUACGUCACCAUUGAAGUCGUCAUUCCACAACGUCUUCAUCGUAUAAUUAUGGGCAGUCGUGGCUCUAAAGUGCAACAAGUUACUACGGAACACGAUGUUCAGAUAAAGUUUCCUGAUCGCGAUGCGACAGAGCCCGUUGAAGGUUUUACGAAUGGCACUAGUGGUGUUAUUGAUGAGCCUGUUCGUCAAUGCGACAUCAUACGUAUAACCGGACGUAUUGAAAAAUGCAACGCUGCUAAGCAGGCUCUUAUCGAUCUCGUGCCGAUCACCGAAGAGGUCAAUGUUCCUUACGAUCUGCAUCGUACGAUUAUCGGACCAAAAGGUGCCAACGUCCGUCUAUUUAUGUCAACCUACGAUGUGCACAUCGAACUACCACCUAGCGAAACAAAAUCUGACAUUAUUAAGGUGACCGGAACCGCGGCUCAUGUAGCCGAAGCAAAGAAAGCUCUAGAGAUAAAGAUCGAGGAAUACGAAGCGGAUCGGGCGGACCGUGAAGCACGCUCAUUUAUGUUGCAAAUCGAAGUAGAUCCUGAAUAUCACUCAAAAUUAAUUGGUCGACGGGGCGCUGUUAUCAAUAAGCUGCGUGCCGAUCAUGACGUUAUGAUUUCGCUGCCAAAACGUGAUGAUGAAAAUCAACGUAUUAUCACAAUUACCGGUUAUCAAAGCAACGCUGAGGCUGCGCGAGAUGCCAUCAUGGAAAUUAUUGGUGAAUUACAGGAUAUGUAUCGUGAAGUAAUUGAGGUGGACUCACGUGCUCAUGCGCACUUAAUUGGGGCACGUGGUCGUACUAUACGUAGAUUGAUCGAGGAUUAUAAAGUCGAUAUCAAAUUUCCCUCAUUGGAAGAGGCGAAAAUUAAUCCAGAUAUGGUAACAAUUAUUGGCAAAGAGGAUGAUGUUGAAAAUGCCAAGGAAGCUAUUCUAAAUAUGGCUGAAGAUUAUAUACGUGACUACUUAGAUACGGUGCCGGCUUCCCCUCAGCAACCGACAGUAGGCGCUUUCUUGCCCAAUGCAAGGGGUGGUGGUGGUGGUGGUGGUGGUGGUGGAGGAAGUGGGGGAAGCGGAAGCAGCGAAAAUGGCUUUGUCCUUAAGGAUGCACCGUGGGAAAAGAAAAAGGGCAAAACGUCUGCUCCAAAUACUCAGUCACAGGAAGAUUUUCCCGAAUUUGCUGCCGGUGGCGGCGUGCAAGCAGCCACUCCCAUUACUUCAGCUUGGGGACCCAAAAACUAAGCCGAAUCUGCGGCACUCUUUCUCCUUUUCUAUAAUUAACUCUAUAGCUAAAGCUUAAAAAAAAAAAAAAAAAAAAAGAAAGAAAAUAACAACAGCAACAAUAGCAGAAUUCGGGAAAGCAUCAAGAAAAAAGAUGUACGCGAAGUAGGUGUCAAACUGAAGUAAAGGUUGUCAGUAAAUAUUAUAGUUAUUAGUAAACACAUUUAUUAUUUAGAAUGAAAAAAAA
Molecule: messenger RNA, 4390 nt
Organism: Glossina fuscipes
Lineage: Eukaryota; Metazoa; Arthropoda; Insecta; Diptera; Glossinidae
Gene: Dp1
Product: vigilin
Exons: 6
Coding region: 271-4164 (1297 amino acids)
Cellular component (GO): nucleus; cytoplasm
Molecular function (GO): mRNA binding
Source: RefSeq, a predicted model, not a curated record